This is a messenger RNA of Habropoda laboriosa, 1203 nucleotides long. RefSeq names its product abhydrolase domain-containing protein 2 (gene Hydr2). The transcript has 7 exons. Lineage: Eukaryota; Metazoa; Arthropoda; Insecta; Hymenoptera; Apidae. Gene Ontology annotation, molecular function: acetylesterase activity; monoacylglycerol lipase activity. The coding region runs from base 1 to 1203 and encodes 400 amino acids. The record is from RefSeq and is a predicted model, not a curated record. Gene Ontology annotation, cellular component: sperm flagellum; sperm plasma membrane. Gene Ontology annotation, biological process: steroid hormone receptor signaling pathway; sperm capacitation; medium-chain fatty acid biosynthetic process.
AUGUCCACGGCACUGCUGGCCUUGGUCGCCGUGAUCCUAUGCAUCUUGUUCAGGAUAUUGAAUGUAAACAGUGCACCUAGGAAGCCAUUGAUCCUGUGUCAAGAUCAGUCAUUCCUUUCGACAGUUCUGAAAAUCGCUCCUGUUAUCGCAGAACCGUAUAAACCGACAAGGUUAUGGGGUUUCAGUGGUCACGUACAAACCAUCGUGCACAGUGUUAUUGGGCGCGUCCGUUGCCCUUGGCCAAUUGGAGUACGAGUAUCCAUCAAACUUACGGAUGAAACCACUCUUACCUAUGAUCUAUAUCAACCUCUGACCAAUGAUUACGAAGAUGAUGUAACCAUUGCGAUCUGCCCCGGAAUUUGCAACAGUUCCGAAAGUAUUUACAUCAGGACGUUUGUCCACUUUGUGCAAUGCCAUGGAUAUCGAUGUGUGGUACUUAAUCACGUUGGAGUUUUGUCGAGUGUAAAGGUGACUGCGCCGCGAAUUUUUACCUAUGGACACACCGACGAUUAUCACGUGAUGCUACAGAAUUUGAUACAGAAGCAUCCGAAUACAAAAAUAAUUUGCAUUGGCUACAGCCUGGGUGGCAACAUCGUGACUAAGUAUUUAGGGGAACGAGGACCGAAUAAAUUAUCCAAUAUAAUCGGGGGCAUAUCUAUCUGCCAAGGAUACAACGCCAUUGAAGGUACAAAGUUCCUACUUAGCUCGCAGAACUUACGACGUUUCUACAUGUACAUAAUGUCGGAAUCGGUGAAAAGUAUUAUACUUAAGCAUAAGAAUAUACUGUUGUCGGAGGAGAUGAAACAGAGAUUUAAUUUAAACGAAGGAGACAUCAUUUCCGCCGCGACGUUACUGGACCUGGAUGAAGCCUACACAAGAAGGGUACAUAACUUCAGAUCGGUAAAGGAAUUGUACAAAUGGAGUAGCUCUCUAUUUUAUCUCGAAAACAUCACCACGCCUAUGGUGUUUAUCAAUGCUCUGGAUGAUCCUAUUGUACCUGAAAUACUGCUCGAUCCCAUCAAAGAACAUGCUAAAACUCAUCCAAACACGCUAUACAUAGAACUGGCUCAUGGCGGACAUUUAGGUUUCUACGAGGGUGGUCUCUUAUAUCCGAAUCCUAUAACAUGGCUGGAUCGUACGCUCGUGUCACUCGUAGGAUCUCUCACGUUAGCGCACGCGGAUAAAUCAAUGAAAGCUUCUUAA